Molecule: messenger RNA, 2453 nt
Organism: Anopheles nili
Lineage: Eukaryota; Metazoa; Arthropoda; Insecta; Diptera; Culicidae
Product: protein-glucosylgalactosylhydroxylysine glucosidase-like
Exons: 8
Coding region: 1-2298 (765 amino acids)
Biological process (GO): carbohydrate metabolic process
Molecular function (GO): catalytic activity
Source: RefSeq, a predicted model, not a curated record
AUGGCCAUGUUUUGCGCAACGCUGUCGGUGGUGGCAUUCUGGCUUCUUGGUGCCGGUGGCGAUUGCAAAACAUCCGCUUCCCACCGUCCAUCAGCGGUCACGAACGGAUCGAUGACGACCGAUGACAAACGGUUGCACGGUGGCGUGCUCGAGGCGUCCAGCGCUAUCCUGGCUGACUCGUUAAAGGUUUUGCCAACACUAGCAAACGGACAUCUAGGCUUCACGGUAUUCGAGGAUGCAGUUUACAUGGCCGGAUUGUACAACGGUGCUGGAGGAUUGAGUCACCGUGCGCGCAUCCCGAACGUAGCCAAUCUGCGGCUCGAUAACGCGUGCUAUCGAGGAACGGAUCCUUCCUGCUGGCUUGCGCUUGACCUGGAUCGAGGGUUAUUCCAGGUGAACUAUACGGCUGCCAACGGAUCGCAUCGAGUGACUCACCUGCUCUAUCCUCACGCCUUAUACCGACGCUUGAUCGUGAACCAAUUUCUCGUGGAACGACUCACACCGGACGCUGGCGACAUCACCGUGCGGCUCUGGUCGGGAACUGCUUUCACCAGCGAGGACAUCCAUUUCCAGCCCAUCCGCAUGUCUGCUCACUCGAGCUCAACUCCUGCCAUCUACCAGACCUGUGGCCGAACUGUGGAGAUCGAAAACGGUACGUACCAGCCGGAAACCAGCGCCGUCUGUGUCCUAUGGAAUUACGUACCCGAUCGGCUAGUGUUGCGGGCUGACGAGCAAACGGCAUCGUUUAAAUUCAUCAUGUCGGUGGACGCAAACGGCACCAUCGCCCGGAGCGAGCUAAGCAAAGCCCUGCUUGCAACCGACGAUGAGCUGCUGCGAUCGCACACCACACUUUGGGGCUCCUUUUGGGGGCGCUUUCAGAUCCUAACGACCGGAAACGGACCGUUACAGCGUGCGGUUCGAGCGAGCGUCUUUUUCCUCGUCAGUAGCCUUCCUUUUGAGGCGAGUUACGCCCAAUCGGGAGGGCCAUUUUUUGGACUCAGCCCAACGGGGCUCGGACGGGGUGGAUCCAACCUGGACGAUUACGAGGGUCACUCGUUCUGGGACACCGAGAUCUGGAUGCUUCCGGUGUUGAACCUGAUCGAUCCGUGGUAUGGUCGGUUGCUGAUCGAGUACCGGGUGCGAAUGUUGCCCGUAGCGAAGGAUCUUGCGGUUGAAAGUGGCCACAAUGGAGUACGGUUUCCCUGGGAAAGUGGCUUCACUGGGACGGAGGUGACACAACCUUGCUGUCCAGAAGUCGCCAUUUUCCAACACCACAUCAGCGGAGACAUUAGCUUCGGUUUACGGCACCACCUGGCCACAACGCAGGACCUCGGCUGGCUCCAGACUAGCGGUGGUUGCCUGAUGGCUCAAGAAAUAGCCAAAUUCUGGGCCAGCCGGUUGAUUUUCAACCACACCGGCACCGACCAGUACGACAUUGUAGCGGUAAUGGGACCGGAUGAGGAUCAUGAAAAUGUAACCAACAACGCGUACACGAACGUGAUCGCAGGCUACGCGCUGUAUUUUGGCGAGUUUGCGGGCUGCAUUUGUGGUGAGGACGUUAGCUUACGCAACUGGAGCGAUAUCGCGGCUCGUAUCAAACUGCCGUACGAUGUUGCCCGGGAUUAUCAUCCACAGUUCGAUGAUUACCGCCCGGGAACGGUCAUCAAGCAGGCUGACACGGUUUUGCUGGGUUUUCCACUGCUGUAUGGUGGUAUGAACGCUUCCACGCGUCGGAACGACUUGCGGACGUACGAACCGGUAACACGUGACACAGGACCAGCCAUGACCUGGGCUAUGCACGCUAUAAACCAUCUAGAUAUCGGAGAUCCAGGGCCGGCAGCGGAUAAUUUCGUUCGCAGCUAUCAGCCCUACAUACGCGGUCCAUUUCACGUCUGGCACGAGCUGACACAGGCCGGUGGAGGCGCACGAAACUUCAUCACCGGUGCGGGUGGCUUUCUACAAGCUGUCGUUUUUGGUUACGCCGGAGUGCGGGUGUAUCUGGAUCGGCUGGAAGUGCGAGCAAUUGCUGAAUCUCUACCAACCGCGGGCUUCAACGUCACGGUUAGAGGAAUUCAAUAUCUCGGUGCGCUUAUCACAGUAACUCAAGCGAUUAGCGAAUCGGAAGUAAGCGUGACUCACAUGGAGACGAUGUUGACGAUUGGAUUCGGCGAUGGUAACGACAUAGUUGAUGUGGUUGUCAACCAACCUUACCGGCUGAACAAUCGAACAGCGAUAAUACGUGCCAAAUUUAACCCGUAUGAAGAGUGUGACCUACCGGCUGAUCUUAUCGGUGGAUGAGACAUGAUAAGCGUUCCAUUAACGCCAUUUGGCGAGAUUGAACAUCCAUACACAUGUUAGCUGGUUAGCUUUAUUUGAUUCCAAUUCCACAAACAUUACCCUGCUCCAGGGCAGCUUAGGAUUUGUCGCAUAGUAAUCAAGCUUGUCUAUCAGGA